This is a messenger RNA of Trichomonas vaginalis G3, 984 nucleotides long. Its product is annotated as kinase-related family. NCBI's taxonomy places the organism in Eukaryota, Parabasalia, Trichomonadida, Trichomonadidae. The record is from RefSeq and is a predicted model, not a curated record. The transcript has a single exon. Bases 1 to 984 code for a protein of 327 amino acids.
AUGGAUAGCGAUGAGUAUAAAAAAGAAGUUGAAGCAAAUGUAAAGGCAGAAAAACUUUUACAGUUGCAAAACCAAACCGUACAGUAUGAAAACUUAGCACAAGAAAGUAAAAAUAACGACGCAGCCAUGCAAAAGGCAAUGAAAAGCGCAGAAUAUAUAAAAGCUAACAAUGACUGGUUAGAUACCCAAGCCAACGCUAAAGCAGCCCAGCUUAUAGGGUCAAUAAGGACAAAAAUACAAGCGGAUGAAGACAGUUCAAAUGAAGCUUUAACAAAUGCUGACUUUAAGAACGCCUUCGAAGCUCUUCAUAGUAAGGUGAAACUAGUGAACGACUUCUCAUCUGGAAAGAAACUGAAGUCUGAAGGUUUCGACAAAGAGUUAAGAGAAGUAGCACAAAAUAUGACGAAAAUAACAGAUGCAGCAACGAGACAGGCAGUUCAAAGUGCCUAUGACGCCGUUAGAGCAACUGUUGUGGAAAGUCAAGAAAAAGAGUUACAACAGACCAAAACAGACCUAGUAAAUGCUUUCUUAAAAACGAAAAGUCAGGUAGGACAUUAUGCUGCAGAUGGAACAUAUGUGCCAGCUGGUGGAACUUAUAUACCACCAAACCCUCCAAGAGAAGCACCUGCACCAGGACUACCUAAAACAUUUACAUCGUCACAUGGACACAGACACAGGCAUGCACCACAACAACAACCAAAACCAACAGUUCAAAAUCCAGCACAACAACAACCAAAACCAACAGUUCAAAAUCCAACACAACAACCACCUCCACAACAACAACCACAACCAGCACAGCAACCAACAGUUCAAAACCAACAGUUCAAAAUCCAACACAACAACCAACAGUUCAAAACACUGCACCACAACCAACACAGCAACCAACAGUUCAAAACCCUGCACAACAACCACCUCCACAACAACAACCACAAACAGAGCAAGGACAUAAAAGAAGUAGAGAACAAGGAAACCAAGAUUUCUUAA